UCGCCAGAUUUCCGCAAGGUGGCGACUACGGCGGGCGCAGACUAAACCGACAGACGUGCGAGCGACUUUUUUCUAUACGAAAAGCCUAAGAGCAAGUGCAAAUCCCGAGCAACGCAAUGGCCGCUAGAUUUAUACAGAAAAUUCUUAAUCAAUUGGGUCUGACUGCUGCGCGUGAUGCGACGUCAGCGGCGACGGCAACGUCGGCGCUCAAAGCCCAGGUCAACACAACUCCCGCGGCCAGCCGGGCCUACUCGUCCGGAGCCAAGAAGGUCACGCUGAUUCCCGGCGAUGGCAUCGGACCCGAGAUCUCCGCUGCUGUGCAGAAGAUCUUUACUGCCGCCAAUGUGCCCAUUGAGUGGGAGGCCGUCGAUGUGACCCCAGUUCGUGGCGCCGAUGGAAAGUUCGGCAUUCCACAGGCCGCCAUCGAUUCGGUUAACACGAACAAGAUCGGCCUGAAGGGACCACUGAUGACGCCCGUGGGCAAGGGCCAUCGCUCUCUGAACCUGGCCCUGCGCAAGGAGUUCAAUCUGUAUGCCAAUGUGCGCCCCUGCCGCAGCCUCGAGGGCUACAAGACGCUGUACGACAACGUCGACGUGGUCACCAUCCGCGAGAACACCGAGGGCGAGUACUCGGGCAUUGAGCACGAGAUCGUCGAUGGCGUUGUCCAGAGUAUCAAGCUGAUCACCGAGGAGGCCUCCAAGCGUGUGGCCGAGUACGCCUUCCAGUAUGCGAAGAACAACAAUCGCAAGAAGGUGACCGUUGUGCACAAGGCAAACAUUAUGCGCAUGUCUGACGGUCUGUUCCUGCGCUGUGUGCGCGACAUGGCCCAGAAGUUCCCGGAAAUCCAGUUCGAGGAGCGUUACCUGGACACGGUGUGCCUGAACAUGGUGCAGAACCCCGGCAAAUACGACGUGCUGGUGAUGCCCAAUCUGUAUGGUGAUAUUCUGUCUGAUAUGUGCGCCGGUUUGGUCGGCGGUCUUGGACUGACGCCCUCUGGCAACAUGGGUCUCAACGGCGCUCUGUUCGAGUCUGUGCACGGCACUGCCCCCGAUAUUGCCGGCAAGGAUCUGGCCAAUCCCACUGCCCUGCUGCUGUCGGCGGUGAUGAUGUUGCGUCACAUGGAGCUUAACCAGUAUGCGGACAAGAUCGAGCGGGCUGCGUUCGAAACAAUUAAGGAGAGCAAGUAUCUCACCGGCGAUCUGGGUGGCCGUGCCAAGUGCUCCGAGUUCACAAACGAGAUCUGCGCCAAGCUGUAGACGGCUGCGCGGACAACCCGCCCCUCAAAAACUGUAGCCAGUAUCAUCUCGUCAACAACAACAACAACAACCGAAGCGAACCCGGAAUGAACAUCAGAUUGGAGCGUAGCAAAAGCAGAAGCAGAACCAGAACCAGAGGAGAGAGUCCUCAAUACGAGGAUGCAGCAUGAACAACAGCAACUAAGCACUCGCCCUUCGAAACCAAAAACCAAUAUGUAGCAGCAAUAGCCACACUCACAACACACCUUGCCGCCAGUUUCCAGCGUUAAACCCUUUUCAAAUUCUCCCAACCAGACCCAAGAGUCAAACCCCAAAACAAAUGUUAUAAACAAAGUGAAAACAGAAAAGAGCUACCCAAAGUAUUUUUAUGUUCGAAUACUUAUGUAUAUUAUUUAAUUUGCUUAGGCCAAAAUUAUUGCAAGUGUUAAAAUUCGUUAGUUUUUUGCCAAUUUUACUUGCUGUUAGUAAAGUAUUUUUUGUCGCCAUCCAAAAACCAGAACCCUGAGCUAUUAUUGUUUAUAUGAAUCCUAUAUGCCGCAAGGUAAUUGUAAUUAUUUAUUGAAUAUUAAUUUGAAUUAAGCCAAUCCCCAAAGUAAGAACAAGAAGAAAAUGCAAAAAGGCAAGCAAAGCAAGUCAACGUGUGGACAGAGAGACAGACAGACCGACUAGUUGCAAGUUGAGUGUAAACGGUUACAAUAAUUUUAUGAUAGAAGAACAACAAAACACGCAAGUGAAACUUAUUCAAACCAAGAGAGGAAAUACACACAAAAGCUAUGAAAUUAAAAGCAAUUGUUAUUGAUAAUUUAGCGGAAUGUAAUGCGAAUGCAUCAUGCAAUUGUUAAAACUCAAUAAAGGAAACCAAACUAAAUA
Messenger RNA from Drosophila serrata, 2126 nucleotides. RefSeq names its product isocitrate dehydrogenase [NAD] subunit alpha, mitochondrial (gene Idh3a). The record is from RefSeq and is a predicted model, not a curated record. NCBI's taxonomy places the organism in Eukaryota, Metazoa, Arthropoda, Insecta, Diptera, Drosophilidae. Gene Ontology annotation, molecular function: magnesium ion binding; isocitrate dehydrogenase (NAD+) activity; NAD binding. Gene Ontology annotation, cellular component: mitochondrion. Gene Ontology annotation, biological process: isocitrate metabolic process; tricarboxylic acid cycle.